Filobasidium floriforme is the source of this 1645-nucleotide messenger RNA. Its product is annotated as asparaginase. Lineage: Eukaryota; Fungi; Basidiomycota; Tremellomycetes; Filobasidiales; Filobasidiaceae. Bases 176 to 1348 code for a protein of 390 amino acids. Gene Ontology annotation, molecular function: asparaginase activity. The transcript has 10 exons. The record is from RefSeq and is a predicted model, not a curated record.
CCCUGAACGAAAUGAAGCUCGAUUGACAGUUUCCUUGCCUCUUUCCUCGCCUCAAACCUCUUGAACAACCCUCUCGCGUUUGAGCAUCAUAAUCACCCACACCUCAUCACCCCCACCCAUCCAUAACCCUCUCAUAAAACCUCAUACCUCCCAAACCUGAAACACCGCCCACAGCAUGUUCCCCUCCAUCCCUACGCUCGUCACCGCGGCCACAGUACUGGCAAGCAGCGCUCUCGCCUCCCCUACUCCUAUCCCCAUCGCAUCUUCCCAGGUACUAUCGCUGGUCAGGAGGGAUAAUUGGACACCUCCAGCAGGGUUGAACGUGACUUACCAGUCCGAGUAUAACGCCUCGUUACCCUCGACGAUGAUCUUCGCCACAGGGGGGACCAUCGCCGGCCGAGGUUCUUCUUCGACGGCAAGCGGGGUGUAUCAGGCGGGUAGUAUCGGGGUUGGGGCUUUGGUUGACGCCGUACCCGAAUUAUUGAACGUCUCCAACAUCUAUGGGGUGCAGAUCGCCAACGUCGGGAGUCCUUCUAUCAACUCUACGAUCCAGCUCAACAUGGCCCAGUAUGCCAACAAGGUCCUCUGUGCGGAAGAUAGUAUCUUCGACUCGUUGGUCAUCACCCACGGGACCGAUACGUUGGAAGAGACCGCCUUCUUCAUGGACCUCACGGUCAACUGCCGCAAGCCCGUCAUCAUCGUCGGCGCCAUGCGCCCCGCCACCGCCCUCUCCGCUGACGGACCCGCCAACCUCUACGCUGCUGUCAAGACCGGAGUCUUCCCUGACAGCAAGGAUAGGGGAGCUUUGAUCGUCAUGAACGACCGGAUCGGGUCGGCAUUCUACACCCAGAAGACGCACGUCAACUACCUGGACACUUUCAAGGCCCCCGAACCGGGCUACCUCGGCGGACUGUUCAACAACGAGCCUUUCUACUAUUACGGUCCUGCUACUCCGAAAUAUAAGAACACGUUCGACGUGACCAACGUGACGAGCCUUCCCAAGGUCGACAUUGUUUACGGUCAUCAAGAGACGGACCCCAGGAUCUUUGAAUCGAUCGUCAAGUACGGAGACGUCAAGGGGAUCGUCUUGGCCAGCCCGAACGGUGGAGUCGGCGUCGACUCUGCCAUCACCGACACCAUCUCCAGUGGUAUUCCCAUCGUCCGCCACGUCCGUAUCAACGUCGGCAUGAUCGCGCCCUCCGAGACCCCGCGAAACGGCAGCGUCAUCAGUUCCGGACUGAUCAACAACCAAAAGAGUCGGAUUCAGUUGCAGUUGGCCUUGGCUACCGGAGCUGACCCGAGGGCCGUCUUUGAGGAUGCUUUGAGGGAGGAACUUUAUGGCAACUAGAGGAGAGGCGAUGGUGUCGGAGUUAAAACGUAGAAUUCAAGCUAGUACUUUCAUUAUAUAGGGGUUUCUUCAGCAUAAUUUCCCUGCCAUUCAGUCUCCAUAGGCAGCUAAUUGAUUCGGUAGCACGGCUGCCUUUUCACUUGUUCAACCUUUACUAUCAUAAUUUUUAUCGAAAUAUCGGCCUAAUCUUGCUAGACAUAUUGCGCUCGAUCAGGCUCUUUAGAACCGGCGCUGUCCUUGGUCCAUAUUUCAGUCGAUCUCCAAGCGGAUCGCAUCGUACCUAUUGAUAAAGUCGUC